Mizuhopecten yessoensis (Yesso scallop) is the source of this 994-nucleotide messenger RNA. RefSeq lists its product as uncharacterized. The transcript has 2 exons. NCBI's taxonomy places the organism in Eukaryota, Metazoa, Mollusca, Bivalvia, Pectinida, Pectinidae. The record is from RefSeq and is a predicted model, not a curated record. Bases 127 to 924 code for a protein of 265 amino acids.
CAUAGUAUGGUGCACAUUAUGACGUCACUUUAUUUAUCGGGGUCCAUUCUCUGGACGACAACAAACAUACAAAAGUCACAAAGUAGUUGUAGAGGAAGAUUUUAGAAUGCUAAGAUCGUAUUUAAGAUGGGUGAUGGUUCGCGGCUCCAGAAGCUGUUGAUGUCGGAGGAAUAUUUGGAGCUUGAGGAUAAUGUUCUCGUAGAAGGAGCUUUCAUUGAACUCGACAAGCGUGGGGACGCAAUCAAGCAGGUUUUACUGGGACUAACCAGAGACAGCUUCAUAGUUGCUAAGGACGUGAUUAUUGAUUACCGGAAGUUCCCGUCAGUUAAGUAUGACGCUGAUGUCGAUUUAGACAUUAAUGAUUUGGAACUUGAAUGGAUCAUCCCUGUAUGCUACAUAGAAAUCAGUCGAGUUCCGCAUGAACAUGUGCUCAACAUUCUAUCUCGCAAUGGCCGCCAUCGAUACUACAUGCUGACCAAUAUCGGCGGGAAUGAGAAAAAGCAGUGGCACGUUUGGAUGGAGCGAGCCAAGUACAUCCAAGACGAUCCAUAUGGCUAUGUCAAACAGCUCUACAACCAAUGGAAUGACACUUUCGACCUGCUCGAUGUGGAGGAUCCAAAUAAGAAAACAAAUAGCAGCAGCACCUCAUUUCGACAGGGAAACAGUGGUAGUAAAUUGUCGCCAUCUACACACCACAGGAGACGCACGCGCGCUAAGAGCAUCGUGCCAGAAAAUUGGCUUGAAGUGCUGGGUGUAAAGACAAGUGCGAGGAAUCUCCCGACAGCACAGUCCUCUGGCGAUAAAAUCGAGCCCAAUAACACGAGUAAGGCAAAGAUUACAGAUACCAAAUCAAAGAAGAAAAAGAAAAAUCUCCGGUUUGAACUAUUUGACGCUAAAUCUAGUACAUGUAGUUGUUUUGGCUAAAUUGGCCUAACGUUGUAUCUAUUUGCUCACCCAACCAAAGAGAUACAAUUAUGAAAUAAAACAUUAUAUA